AUGCAUCUGCAGGUAAGAAGACCACCGGGGGUGACCCACGUACGUCUGGUGAUAGCAGACCCCAAACAGUGGGACGAAAGAAUCCAACAUGGAGCCCGAGAAGUGGUUGAGUUCUCCAUCCGGAGUGUGACACGCGUCAAUGCAGGGGUUUACUUCUGUAACUACUUAAAGGAAAAGACCUGGUCAGGACAAAGUGAUCCAUUGGAGCUCAUGGUGACAGGAGUCUUCAUGGACAUGCCCUCUCUAACUGCUCUUCCGGGUCCCAACGUGACCUCAGGGGGGCACGUGACCCUCCUCUGUCAAACAGUUUAUCACUACGACAUUUUCCUUCUGUCCAAAGAUGAGAGAAACGUCUUCAUCCAGGUCUAUUCCCAUCAAGAUCACAACUCCUUUCUCAUCUCCCCUGUGAAGUGGACCCAUGGGGGCACCUAUAGAUGCUAUGGUACUUCUAAACAACAUCCCUUCCUCUGGUCACUGCCCAGCAAACCCCUUGACCUUUUGGUCACAGGCUUUUUCACCAAACCUUCCAUCUGGACACACCCGAGUUCCCUUGUGAAUUUGCAGAGGAGCGUGACAGUGUGCUGUGCUUCAGAAGUCGUAUUUGAGAAGUUUCUUUUACACAAGGAGGGAGACGGUCAGUAUUCCCAGCAGGCUGUGGAAAAGCUUCCUGCUGUGAAAGCUUGGGCUGACUUCUCCGUGGGACCUGUGACAUCCGCCCACGUGGGGACUUACAGGUGCUACGGUUCCCACAAUCACUCCCCUUACACGUGGUCACACCCCAGUGACCCCCUGGAGCUUGUGCUCACAGGCGUGCACAAGAAGCCUUCUCUCAGAGCACAUGCAGGUCAUGUGGUUUCAUCAGGGGAGGACAUGACCUUGUGCUGUCACUCAGAGAGCUCAUUUGACAUGUACCAUCUCUCCAGAGAAGGGGAUGCCCUUGGAUCCUGGCUCCCGGCAGUGCAGAGGCACAAGGGCACAUGCCAGGUUGAGCUGGGCUGGGGGCCUCCAGAGAAGCAGAAGCUGCGCCAUGUCUCUCGCAUUGACCGGCCUGGUGUGUCUUGUUGCUCAUGA
Molecule: messenger RNA, 1071 nt
Organism: Elephantulus edwardii (Cape elephant shrew)
Lineage: Eukaryota; Metazoa; Chordata; Mammalia; Macroscelidea; Macroscelididae
Product: killer cell immunoglobulin-like receptor 3DL3-like
Exons: 7
Coding region: 1-1071 (356 amino acids)
Source: RefSeq, a predicted model, not a curated record